UGGAUGCCGCCCUUGGAGACCGAGUCGUCCUUUUGGCCGCCCUCUCUUCCAGCUUCUUCUUCCUCGAAGUCCCCUCCGCCUCCGCUCGCGCCGGAAGAUGACAUCCAUGCCUGCGGGAGAGGGAGCAAGCGGCGAUCCCGUUGAUUCAGGGAAUGCCUUCAAGCUACUACUCUCCUGCCCCUCCGGUCUUCCCCCAUCUCGGGUUUAUGUCGACUUUAAUCCGUCUUACGACAGAAUUCCUCAUCCAGAUGCCAACUUAGAAGAAUCGAUAAAUGAGAUUUGGAUUCGACGACUGAAAGAGAAUACGUCACUGUAUAAUGGAAAAAAGUUCAGGUAUGCUGGACAUACUCUGCAUCAUGUGGAUGGCUUGGACCAAGAGUCAUCUGUAUGCCUUCACUUAGGUCUGACAGAUUACAGGACAUUUGUGGGUACAAAUUUGAAUCCUCUAUGGGAGAAGUUUCUCAUUCCUUCAGAAGAUGACCCUGUGCGUUGCCAACACACAUCAAGUCCCCUAGGUAAUGGUGCUAUUGUGGAAACAUCUGACAAAAGGAUUCUUGUAUUACAAAGAAGCUAUAAUGUGGGGGAAUUUCCAGGAUACUUCGUGUUCCCUGGAGGUCAUUCAGAGCCCGAGGAACUUGGAAUUUCAGACCAUCAAAAUGACAAAGGUUUGACAGAAUCUGAAGAUCUAAAUCGAAAGGUUUCUCAAGAGAUGUUUGAUGGCAUCGUCCGCGAAGUGGUUGAAGAAAUUGGGGUUCCUGCAGAAUCUCUGACAGAUCCAGUCUUUAUUGGAAUAUCUCGCAGGGAAAUGAAUGUGAGGCCGACAGCUUUUUUCUUUCUGAAAUGUAAUAUGGAGUCAAAGAAAAUUUACCAGCUGUAUUCUAGAGCUCAAGAUGGUUUUGAGUCCACUCAGCUUUACACCGUUUCAAGGGAUGAAUUAGGGAAAAUGGCUCUCAGGAUGCCUGGCUGCCAUCACGGUGGAUAUGUCCUGUAUGAAUUGAUGAUACAAACUGUUGAAGAUGCCAGACAAUCAUCCAGAUGGCUAUGAUCAGAUCAGCUGCACAGCUUGUAAAUGCUUCUGCUGCAAUUUUGCAUCAUGGCGGGAGAGAUUGAACAUAGCUUGUUGCUAUGCCAACUCCGAUUGGUAUAUGCUGAAAUAAAUGCAUAUUGGCUUCUAAUUAUAAUAACAAUUAAUGUUUAUUUUCUAUAUUAGGGGAAGCUGUGAUUGGUGAUAUCUCUCAUGGUUUCAUUAUUCCAAGUAAAUGGAAGUUUGAAGGUCAAAGGGUUGUCUAUUGAUGAUGCUUUGCCCGUGGCCUGGUGAAGGAAACCAGUAUGAAUUUGUCUUGUUCUGGGAAGAACUGUUUAUUUCAUUUCCUGAAAUUGCCCCAUAUUUGCUUUGCUCCGAACGUCAUAUAUUUGUGCAAGAAUAUUUUGUAAAAGCAACUCGAGCGUGAGAAAAGUAUGGAAUUAAUCUGAUAUCAGAGAUCAUUACAGAUUACCUGUUUUCUGAUGGCA
Phoenix dactylifera (date palm) is the source of this 1512-nucleotide messenger RNA. RefSeq names its product nudix hydrolase homolog 9 (gene NUDT9). Lineage: Eukaryota; Viridiplantae; Streptophyta; Magnoliopsida; Arecales; Arecaceae. The record is from RefSeq and is a predicted model, not a curated record. Gene Ontology annotation, molecular function: GDP-mannose hydrolase activity.